Messenger RNA from Pipistrellus nathusii (Nathusius's pipistrelle), 483 nucleotides. NCBI's taxonomy places the organism in Eukaryota, Metazoa, Chordata, Mammalia, Chiroptera, Vespertilionidae. The record is from the annotation of a GenBank genome assembly.
AUGGAUGUGGCAGACCCGCAGCAACUGGGCAUGUUUACAGAGGGCGAGCUGAUGUCGGUGGGUAUGGACACGUUCAUCCACCGCAUCGAUUCCACCGAGGUCAUCUACCAGCCCCGCCGCAAGCGCGCCAAGCUCAUUGGCAAGUACCUGAUGGGGGACCUGCUGGGGGAGGGGUCCUACGGCAAAGUCAAGGAGGUGCUGGACUCGGAGACGUUGUGCAGAAGAGCCGUCAAAAUUCUCAAGAAGAAGAAGUUGCGGAGGAUCCCCAAUGGGGAAGCCAACGUGAAGAAGGAAAUUCAGCUACUGCGGAGGUUGCGGCACAGAAACGUCAUCCAGCUAGUGGACGUGCUUUACAAUGAGGAGAAGCAGAAGAUAUAUCCUUCGGGAUUGGGCUGGGGGACCUGGACCAUGAUACCUCUGUGUCUGUCUUCCCAGUUAUUCCAGAACUAUCUGGUGUCCCCCUGUCGCGCCAAACGGGAGUAA